ACGAAAUCUAAAAUCCACAGUUUCAAGUCUUCAUUCUUAUUCCUCCUCUUAAACACAACAUGCUGUGAAAAUGGAAAAAUAUCAGAAGAAGCAGAAGCUUGUUUUUCGUCUCAAUACAUUCAUUUUACUACUUUCCUUGCCUUUGCUCUUCUUUGGUCUCGAUUUCUUCGUAUUCGGGCAGAGAAUUUCCUUCGAUCAACACUUUUCCGGCGUGAAGAAGACGGUGGAUGAGAAGGAAUUCAUCAAAUUUCAUUUAUCAAGAUUAGUUCGAGGGGAGGAUCGUAGGAAACUUGAUGAGACGGGCUUCGCCUGCGACACGGCCGUCCACUCCGUCCACUGCGUAUCCACUAAACCCGUAAGAAUCGACACACGGAACAUGACCGUGUACAUACCCUCCUGUUCGGACUUGCAGAACGAGACGUCUCUCCGGCCGUACGCGCGACAAGAAGACUUACCUAAAACGGUCUCCCCUGUCCGGAUGAUCUUGUAUAGGAACAACACGGACCCGCCCCCGUGCGAGUUCCACCACGGCCUCCCGGCCGUGGUGUUUUCCUCGGGGAGCACGGGGAACGUGUUCCACGAGAUUAAUGACAUCAUCAUCCCCCUCUACAUCACCACCAAGCAGUUCGGGUCUCGCGUGCUACUCGUCGUCGAGGACUACAAGCCCUCGUUUGUCGCGAAAUACCGCGCAAUCCUCUCCCGUCUAUCGUACCACGAGCCCAUCAACCCGGCCGCAAACGCUACAAUCCAUUGUUUCCCAUCUACUAUAGUCGGGCUAAAGUACCAUGACAACCUGGCAGUGAAUGCCAGUGACAUCCCAGGAGGGUACGGAAUGCCAGCAUUCCGUACCUUCCUGCGCGCCACCUUUAGCCUGCGGUACGCGCAUGUGUCGCAGGUACCCAGGCCGAGGCUGGUGUUUCUGUCGCGCACUGGCACGAGGAGGAUCCUCAACGAGGACGAAAUGAUCGAAAUGAUCAAGGACGCCGGGUUCCAGGUACUCGUGGUUAAACGGUCGAAACUAGCGUCGAACGUCGAGAAAUUCUCGCGGCUAAUAAACUCGUGCAGCGUGCUGCUCGGUGCCCACGGCGCCGGGCUCACGAACGAGAUAUUCCUGCCCACGGGCGCCGUGAUGAUCCAAGUGGAACUUCUCGGCACCGAGUGGGCUUCCAACACGUAUUACGGUGACACGGCCCGCGCGAUGGGCGUGCGCUACUUGCGCUACCGGAUCGACCCCGACGAGAGCUCGCUGGUCAAGCUUUACGGCCGCAACAGCUCGGUCGUUACCGAUCCGGGAUCGGUGUUCAUACAACGUGGUCUAAUACCUGCGAGAAUUGUGUUUCUUGAUCAACAGAAUGUAAGAAUCAACGUUGCUCGAUUUAGGGAGACAAUUGUUGAAGCGCUUAGUAUUGUUACGGAUUCAUUUGCUAGAUAAUAUGAUUGUUUUGGUUACAGUCACAAAGGAUUUAGUUUGUCUUUGUAAAUACAUGCAUACAAGAAUUGCUAGAUAACAUUUUGUUUCUAUUUGUUA
Molecule: messenger RNA, 1528 nt
Organism: Salvia hispanica
Lineage: Eukaryota; Viridiplantae; Streptophyta; Magnoliopsida; Lamiales; Lamiaceae
Product: alpha-1,3-arabinosyltransferase XAT3-like
Molecular function (GO): glycosyltransferase activity
Source: RefSeq, a predicted model, not a curated record